Centruroides sculpturatus (bark scorpion) is the source of this 2042-nucleotide messenger RNA. RefSeq names its product probable tRNA (uracil-O(2)-)-methyltransferase. Gene Ontology annotation, molecular function: tRNA (uridine) methyltransferase activity; metal ion binding. Lineage: Eukaryota; Metazoa; Arthropoda; Arachnida; Scorpiones; Buthidae. The transcript is spliced from 11 exons. Gene Ontology annotation, biological process: tRNA methylation. The record is from RefSeq and is a predicted model, not a curated record. The coding region runs from base 83 to 1999 and encodes 638 amino acids.
GCCACGUGGAAAACACGUGGUCCGUGUUGUCAAUUGGUGUGAUAUUCUAGUUUAUUUUUAUGUUAACGUUAAUUGUUAAUUAAUGAUGUGGGAAAGUAUAUCACCUCCGUCAAACGAAAUUGAAGAGACUGGAUUUUGGGAAGCCUUACGAGUGUGGAUAGAAAGACCCCAUAUUGUUAAUCGACGCUUAAUGGGUGUCGAUAUAUGUAAUACUUGGACUGUGGAAGUAGAUAGUAAAGAGAGAAGUGACGAAUGCGUUUCGGAUUCGGUGUAUGAAUCGUUAAGACAGGAAUGCUUGACGCCAGAUUUGAAUGUUCGUGUAAUUUUACAGAAGCGUUAUGUUUUAAGUUCUUGUCAAGUCGAUAUUUGGGAAGAAAAUGGAAAUAACUCGGGUUUGUUUAUUCAAACGAGACAACUCUUACCGAAACAACCCAGUAAAUUUCAAAUUCAACAAGAAAUUGUAAUUUUAGAUAGGAAAGAGAGAAAAGUUAUAUUUCUGUCACCAUGUUGCCUUGAGAAUAAUUGUUCUUUGACACCUGAAUUUGAUUACAGAAUAAUAUUAACAGACUGUAACAGAAUUCAAUUGGAGAAAAGAUCAGAGCACAGCGAAGUUUCCAAUAAUCACAGUGUACAAUGGCUUCAAACAUGUGUUUUACGUAAAAUUUGUAAUUGGGCAAAACAACGUAAUAAGACCAAACCUAUACCAUCUCUCAGCAUUAUACCUAUUAGUAGAUAUUAUUCCAUAUAUACUAGGCUAAAAGAAAAAUAUUGGAAAAAGUUGAUUCAAAUCUGGCCAGAGAAUACAGAUCCAAUAAAAUAUAUAUAUGAAGACAUUGCAAUUGCUUCAUAUUUACUUACACUAUUUGAACUGGAAAAAGAAACUAAAAAUAUUUCUCAAAAACAAACAUUUGUUGAUCUUGGAUGUGGAAAUGGAUUACUUGUUUACCUAUUAAUAUCAGAAGGGCAUUCAGGAAUUGGAAUAGAUAUAAGAAAGCGCAGUAUAUGGGAUCUUUACGAGCCUAAAGUACCACUUAUAGAGAAAAGUAUUACACCCUCUGACAAAAUGUUAUUUCCUGAAUAUGAUUGGAUAAUCGGAAAUCAUUCCGAUGAAUUAACACCGUGGAUUCCUGUUAUUGCAGCUAGGUCCUCCUAUCGUAUGAGAAUAUUUCUUUUACCAUGUUGUCCGUACAGUUUUGAAGGAAAAUAUCACAGAACACAUGCUGGUUGUAGUCAGUAUCAGUCUUAUCUCUAUUUUAUACAAGAAGUAUGUGAGAAAAUGGGUUUCGAAGUAAAGGAAGAUAAAUUAAGAAUUCCAUCUACAAAAAGAUUAUGUUUUGUUUGCCUGUCUCGUACCUAUUCAUCAUCAAAAGAAAGUGAAAUUGAUUUUCAAAGAACUGCAUACAUAAAUAAAUUUCUCAAACAAAAUGCAAAUAAUUCUGGGAAAGUUAAAGAAGUUUCUAAAUUAUGUGAUAAAAAUCUUCCGACCGACGAGAUUCAACAUAACUGGAUUUCUGGGUUUCGGCCUCGCAACAGGAAUCAAGAAGUAUGUAACUGCAGUACUCUGGAUCAAAAUUAUAUAGAUGAUGUAGUUAAACAAUUAGCAAGUUUACUGUUAAAUUUACAAUGUUGUUUUAUUACUGUUUCAACUAACGACAAUCAAAUUCAUUGGAAUAGAGGAGGGGAGAUGACAAUUAAAGAUUUAGCUUCCUCGUUAGACCCAGAAUUAUUAAAAAAAUUAAAAAGUCAAUAUGGUGGCCUUCAAACUUUAUUAAAAAAUCAUAGACAUAUUUUUUCAGUGAUUAAAGAUAAAGUGUCCAUGACAGUUCCGACUAAGAAAACAAGUGCCAAUUACUUGUCAAAAUCUAAAAAAAAGAAAGGAAAAGAACCAAAAUUUAAAACCAAACUGUGUUGGUUCCAUUUCAAUCAUCCUCAGGGAUGCCCACUAUUGGAUGAAGACUGCACUUUUCUUCAUCAAGAAGAAAUCUCUUGUCCUAUAUAAAAGAAAUGUGUAUAAUAUAAAGUGAUAUUUUUUUGAAAAGCCC